Messenger RNA from Rattus norvegicus (Norway rat), 6792 nucleotides. NCBI's taxonomy places the organism in Eukaryota, Metazoa, Chordata, Mammalia, Rodentia, Muridae. The record is from RefSeq and is a predicted model, not a curated record.
GAGCAGCGGUCCAGGCUCUGGGCGGGGUGGGAGUAAGGCGAGGCUGCCUGGAAGCCUGAGGUGAGGGCCGUGACAGCGUGCGCCUGCGCGGGGCGCCAUUUCCCUCCCCUGCUUGCGGACCCCAGGCUCGGGGCCUUUGCCUUUGUCUGAUCUGCUUGGCCUGCCGCGGCCGUCGUGUUCUACUGGUCUGGGCUGCCUCCUUCCUGAGAGUCCGAUCCGACGGUGGGGACUUUGUCCCCUUUUCGUUUUCUGUCAUGCGAAUUCCUCUUGGUCCGCACCGCGGUUCGGCGCCGCCGGGCAUACUGGAGCGUCGGCGAAGGGCUGGAACCUGCGUGGGCUCCGGGGUGCUGGCUGCCGGGUGGCGGAAUUUCUCUGAUACUCCUCGGAGGAGAGGCGAUUCCCCGAAGGAGCUGGACGGGUUUCGAAAACCCGGGCGAGCUUGCUCCAUACGGUUACUACAAGGGGAGCCACAAAUGAGCAUUUCUAACGUUCAGUGUAUCUUUGCCUGCCUACAUCAAUCUGCAAGGGAGUUGCAGAAAAGCCUCAUGUUCAUCGAGCCGUGAGUCACAACCAAUUUCUAAGCUGUUAUAACAAAAAAGUGUUUGCUUUUUUCCCCCACAAGUAACUUUAAAAGUGUAGUUUAGCAAGAAAACAUUUUCAGUAAAAAGACACUACAUUAAUCCUGGAUGCUUGCAAAUCCUGAAAUAUAUUCCUCCUUGACUAUUACACAGCACUGUGUCCUAUACACAGAUAGCCUUAAAAUUUGUCACAUACCACUUUGCCUUUACUUUUAUGUAUCAUUCCCCCUGACUUCCUUACUGCAGGUGUGGGCAAGAAAACUUUUCCUUUAAAACUUUUCAACAGCGGGCAUAAAAUUCUGCAGCUGAGUUCUUGAAGAUUGCAGAUGGGUACAGUAUGUGUUGGAGUUCACAGUGUGUAUUGACUAACCAGAUUCCUUUUUGCUUUCUUUGGUAUUGUCUUGUUAAAAGUGACUCCCAGGUGCCAACUUUCCUUUUUUAAGGGUGGGGAUGAAAUGGGAAGAAGAAAAGGUCCAGUGAUAUUUAAGUCAGUGAUAGAACUUGAAAGCAUUCUUCCUUUUGUAGUUCGUUGGUAAAAUACUGCCUAUUAAUUUGACUCUAACAGAAAGAUUAGAUUAUUGAAUAGCUGUGGCUGGUGGUGACUAGCAGCUGUAAUGACCGGUGGUGGAUUCGUGGCACAAGUUACAUGGGUCUGAAGUGUCAUUGCCCACAUGUAAAUUUGGGCAGAUGCCUUCUGGUGCUCCCUCCUACUUCUGACUCCGUGAAUUAAUGGUGGAGUUAGAUGUGGCUUCUUCAUAAAAUAUUUAGCUUAGAAACUAUUUGUAUUUUAUUCCAGUUGUAAAUAUCUUUAGAUCAGUUUCUUAGUGUAUAUGAUGGGAAGAAUACAGAAACACUAGUCUGCAAAUCAUCCAAAUAUAUUAAUUUUGCCAGAUAGCCUUGUGUAGUGAAUGAGAUAAUACUUUAUUUAAAACCAUAAAUGAAUUUCAGGAGAUGAAACCAGACAGAGGGUCAAGUUUACAGAUGACCGUGUCUGCAAGAGUCACCUUCUGGACUGCUGCCCCCACGACAUCCUUGCUGGGACGCGCAUGGAUUUAGGAGAAUGUACCAAAAUCCACGACUUGGCCCUUCGAGCAGAUUAUGAAAUUGCAAGUAAAGAAAGAGACCUGUUUUUUGAAUUAGAUGCUAUGGAUCACUUAGAGUCCUUCAUUGCAGAGUGUGAUCGGAGAACUGAACUUGCUAAGAAGCGGCUGGCUGAAACACAGGAGGAAAUAAGUGCAGAAGUUUCUGCCAAGGCAGAAAAAGUACAUGAAUUAAAUGAAGAAAUAGGAAAACUUCUUGCUAAAGCUGAGCAGUUAGGAGCUGAAGGAAAUGUGGAUGAAUCCCAGAAGAUUCUUAUGGAAGUGGAGAAGGUUCGCUCAAAGAAAAAAGAAGCAGAGGAAGAAUACAGAAAUUCCAUGCCUGCAUCCAGUUUUCAACAGCAAAAACUCCGUGUUUGCGAGGUUUGUUCAGCUUAUCUUGGUCUCCAUGACAAUGACCGUCGUCUUGCAGACCACUUCGGAGGCAAAUUACACUUGGGGUUCAUUCAGAUCCGAGAGAAGCUUGAUCAGUUGAGGAAAACUGUGGCUGAAAAACAGGAAAAAAGAAAUCAGGAUCGAUUGAGGAGAAGAGAGGAGAGAGAGCGAGAAGAGCGCCUGGGCAGGCGGUCUGGAUCAAGAACCCGAGAUCGGAGGAGGUCACGUUCCCGGGAUCGUCGAAGGAGGCGGUCUAGGUCUACCUCCCGAGAGCGGCGGAAGUUUUCCCGUUCCAGGUCCCGAGAUAGAUACCGGCGACAUCGCAGCCGUUCCCGGAGCCACAGCCGGGGUCACCGACGGGCUUCCAGGGACCGGAGUACAAAAUACAAGUUCUCCAGGGAGCGCUCAUUGAGAGAGGAAUCCUGGGAGUACAGGCGGAAUGAACGAGGGCCCACUGACUGGAGGCUGGAGAACUCCAAUGGCAAGACUGCAUCGCGGAGGUCGGAGGAGAAGGAGGCUGGCGAGAUCUGAAUCUGGUUCAGGCGCUGUAAAUAGUCUGACAAAAGUUCAGCACAGCCUAAAUUACCCUUUAUAUUUGCUGACUACAACUCAUCUUUUGUAGUUAAAAUUUCUAUUGUUUGGCCCUAGCUGUGAGUUUCUAGAUUGUUCAGAGCUGCUUCUGUGUUUGGGGUUAUGUUAUAUAGGAACAAAUAAAUCUGGCGGCUGCCUCCUGACAGCUGUGUGGGGUGUCUGCUGUCCUCUGCACUAGAGGCACUUCACUAGGACCCUGCCUGCCUGCACUUGUGGAGAAAUGGCUGGUGCUGCCGUCACUUUAGAAAACUGACCAAAUAUCUGACCAAUUUAACUUUUGGCACUCCCAACACACUUAACCGAGCCAGAUGUAUGUGGCUUCCCUUCCCUGGUUCACACUCUGCAUCUUAGCUGCUCAUGUGCUCUCUGAGUGCAGACCAUUGAGCAGGUUCUGUGGAUGGAAGGGGGCGGCCAUAUUAUACAAUUAUUCCUUAGGAAGAGCUAUGUCUAUUGAAACCUUAGCUUAGGUCAGCUACAUUGCAGUUCACUUUGUUCACUUAGGUGGAAUAAAGACAUAGAUGGCCCCUACCUGCCCAACAAGAAGUCCUUGAGAGAGAGAGAGAGAGAGAGAGAGAGAGAGAGAGAGAGAGAGAGAGAGAGAGAGAGAUACAGCUUAGGUCAGGUAUCGUGGGUAGUUUAUACCCAAGAUCGGCCUCUUGUUAUGUUCUGAGCAUAUGCUGUUGCUCUCAAAGGACUAAUGCCUUAAGACCAAAGUGAAGCCCAAAUAGAAAGGGUCGCUGAAUAGGAGUUGCUCCCUUUAUUUGUCUUGGGGAGGGAGGUGUUACCAUUUGUUUUUGGAGGGAACUUUAGUUGGUUGUAUUAAAGAAGCCUUCCCUUCUCCAUGCUGUGCUUGUAAAAAAAUGUAGGUGCUGUUCGUGAGCUGUUGGUUUGAUGGUUACACCUAGGAUCUUGUGGUUUUUGUAAUGUGGCUCCUGGUGAUGCCCUGGACUACCGUCUAUAGGAGAGUAUGUGUGAGUGCCUACCUGCUCUGCUCAUGUGAAACUGGCUUUCCUUGAUCAACUAUCUGUCUGUGCAAGGAGGUAGGGCAAACUAUCCCUGAAGGACUCCCUGGGGCUCAGUAGCAUGCACAGGUGCCAUGUGUAGGUUUUCUUCAUCUCUUUCCCUUGCCUUGGCUUCCAGGUGGGGCUGAGUUUAGCUCUGCUCUGCUCUGCAGUCUUCCUGGGAUAAGGUCUCUACCUGGGCUUCUUAGUCCCGGGAGGACAUUUUGACUAGCCGUGGUCACUUACGCUGGGAACACUUGUUUCCUGGACUAUUUUGGGCCUUAACUGGACAGACCUAACCUUAGAGCCUGUUGGUUUGGAUCCCUUUCUGUCUAAAUAUAAAUUUGUAUAUGAAGAAACAGCUGUUUUGCUUUAUUUUACCAUGGGGUAAAGUUACUGGAAACAUUUCUGUGCUGUGGUCUGUAGUACCCAUCACAUACUAUACAACUACAACCCCCUGCUUAGGUAGCAUCUUUUUGAGUGGUCAGGUUCCUCAGGGUUGCAGAAAGGCUGCUUUGCACCUCAGUCUCUUGUGGAGGGUGAUUUUUACCAGGACGCUGUGGCAAAAGUUUUUUGAACUUUUUCUAGAAGGACAGUUUUGUCUGGGUAGACUUGGAUUUCAGGACUCCAGGCACUUUUGUCUCAGUCCCAAGUAGCUUUUUCUUUGGGGGUGCAGUGGGGUGGGGGAGGGUUCUCUGUGUAGCCUGACUGUCCUGAACUUGCUAUGUAGAACCAGCUAGCCUCAAACUCAGAUCCACCUCAUUCUUCACUCUGCCUCCUGAUGUUUUGUUAAACUUCCUUAAUUGGAGUUUCCUGUAGAAAGGGAAUUAGGUGGACAUAGAUAAUCAGAGAUGCGGUGAUGGCGCUGGCCCUGGCCCUGGCCAUUAUGCAAGAAAUCAAUAGGGUCUACCAUCUGUAACCUGAGGGCCUGAUUAGGCCAAGUACUAACCAAGUACUGAUUAGGUUCCAGACUAAGCCUCCAAGCUGAAGAACUGGGAGGGCCAGUAGUUUUCAAAAACCCCAUAACCAGUAGCACCCAUGGGCCAGGGCACAGGAGGUAGAUGUCCAGCUCAGAGAGAGAGAGAGAUCCUUCCUGGACCCUCUUGUUCCUUCCAGGCCUUUGGUGUUGACCAGUGCACUGAGUGAGGAAGUCAUCGUUCUGACUGGUGAUUCUAAUGCUUCUCUCAAAUCCACUCUGUUUUCCCCAUAUCAUAUGACUUCACAAUUUCUUUUACUUGGUCACACAGGACAUAGUUUGACUUGUGUUGAGUAAUGAUGAUGGGCAUGCAGGACAUAUUCCUAUAUCUAGGAUAUAGCAAAGGGGGAGCAGUUUUAAUUAGGUUUCUGCAAUGACCAUGAUUGAUUGUUAGGCAGGAAUAAGGCAUUACUUUCCCUCUGAAACCAGAGGGAAACAGGGUAGCUCCUGCUCCCCUCGUCUAGGUGAUAGGCAAUGGGCCUGGAGGGCCGAUUCCAACGUCUGCACUCAUCCAACAUCUUGCUUUUUUUACUAAGCCUUUUGUCUUGUCUUGUGCAGGUCAGCUUUGUGCCAGUAGGUGGCACUGUACUAGUUUUGGAGACUGUCUUAGAUGUUCAGGGUCAAUCAGCACCCACACGACAGGCAGCCUAGCCUAUCAGUGAAUUAGGCCCAGCCCAUCCAUGUGGAUCUGAAAACAGUCAGAAGGAUGAACAUGGAGCAUCCCUAGAGAGUGAUCAAGACUAUAGAACCCAUAAUGCCGGCCUGUUACUUUCUGGGGGACAAAAGUUGCAGUAUUUGUUCAGGGUGGCCAAAUCUAGCCUCAGUAUUUGUGGCGAAAAACCUCUUGUUGGAGGCCUCUUAAAUUUCCCAAUGUCUCACUGUCAUUGUAACAGGUAAAAGACUGGGUUUUCACUUGGGAGAUUUGUGACACUUGGAACUUGGCUCAUUGCAUUCAAAGUGUAGUCCCUUAGUACUCAGACAUGAGAGGAGGUAAAGAUUGUGCUCUUUGGAGGACCCAUCCUAGUCCAGCAGUAUUUGGAAGUCAGUACCUGAGCCAUGUGGUUCAGGAAUGUCACUUCUGUUGAGGCCUGCCUCAUGGGACAGAGGUAUUCAGAGUGGGGCCAGGUGAAGAUGAAGGAGCCGACAAGGUUCAGGAAGCUCUUGUUUAUUUAUCUUGGUUGGGGGCCCAACAGCAGGAUCAGUUGUCAGCCUCUUGGCUUUACUCUGCAGUCUAGUCCUAGAAUGUGUAGUCAGCUGUGGCCUGGGAGCUUUAAGCUUUCUGGAUUCUAAGGCCUCACGUUUUUUAUACCUAGCAUGCACUAUUAGAAUACACUGAAUUUUAGUGUACUGUAUCAGUGUCUGCUGCCUACUGAGUUCUUGACACACUUCUUUGGGUCUAAACUUAAAUUUACUGCUAAAAUGAAAGUAAAACUGGACAACUGUUUGACUUGUAGCACAUGUUCCUUUCAGAACAGUGACAUUUAUAGAGUGCUGUGCUGUAUCCCAGUGAUGGUAACAAAAUGCCCUGAAGCUUCUUAUAAUCAACUACCGUCAUAACCGCUUCUGAUGUUAUGUGUCAGUAGCAUUUAUGUGUCCAGUGUUGUGCGGUCAUCACUGGUACCAAGUUGCAGGAUGUUUCAUCCAGACAAAAACUUCAACCCACUACUUAGAACUGUCCAGCUUCUUCCUGAAGCCCCUGGCAACCAGGAACCUGUCUUCUGUCUAUAGGUUGCUCAUUUGGGUAUUUCACAACAUAGACUCAUGCACUGGAUGGCCCUUGGUAUGUUGGCUUUAUCCACCCAAGGUUUCUGCAAAACUCAGCUGUGUGAUGUAAUCUCAUUUCUUUUAUGGGUAAAAAACACUCUGUUCUGAGUGUGAGCUACAUGUUACUCUGAUGGUUAACCCGAUAACUCGAUGGGCUUAGAGUCACCAUGAAAACACCCCUGCGUGUUUCCAAGGGUUUCAGAGAGACCCACCAAGAGUGUGGACUGCACCAUUCUAUAUGCUGGGCUCCUAGACUGAAUAAAAAGGAGGGCAAGAGCUGACCACCGGCCAUUGUCUAUGUCCUGCCUGCAGAUGCCAUGUGACCAGCUGCCUUAAGUCCCUGCAAUCAUGACUUCACCACAAGGACUGUACCCACUUAUACUGUGAGCCAAAUAAACCUUCCCUCAGUU